AACACUUCUGAAUAGUACGUGUUCGAUGCUCACGAAGUAUAUUUGAUAAUCCGCCCCCAAUAGGAAUUACAUCAAAAUUUGGCUAUUCGAGCUUGGGAACAGCCUCUCCCAACCACCUCACCCAAUUUAAGACGUCUGCUUUUACGGUGACUUGUUUCAAAUUCAUAACGUUAACCUGAAAAACAGGUUUUAAGUCUGCGCUGUUAGCAGCUGUUUUAUCAGGUUCCCAGGGAUAGGUCAGUGCACUUGCUGUGGGAUUCGCACCACGUGACCCCCCGCGCUCUGCUGUCUCCCAGGCAGGUUCUACUAACACACCUGCUAAUAGGAAAGGCAACACAAAAACAUGUCUGCAGCAACAGUACCACCAGGUAGCCAGGCUGACGCGGUUCCCAGCCCUUACGCUACGUUUCCUGCUGCAAGGAUCACUUUACCGACGGGACCCGGUAUCUUCAGGACAUCAUCUGGAGCUUUUAUCGUAGUGGAACUGAUUUUUGGAGCACUAGUUUGGAUAUUGGUGGCUGCCUCCAAUGUUCCCGAUGACCUUUUCCAGGGCUGGGUGAUGUUUGUAUCUGUAUGUGCGUUUUUCUUCUCUGGUGUUUACCUCUGUUGCUUCCUGUUUGGAAUUGCAAACCGAAUUGAAACCAACUGGAAUUUUCUGGACUUUGCUUAUCACUUUGUUACUUUUGUAUUCUAUUUUGGAGCCUUUGUGCUUGAAGCUGGAAGUACUUCACAGAUGGGUCGUAAAACGCCUAGUGGCAGUGUAUAUGGCCUGAAUGUUGCUGCUACUAUUUUUGCUUUCUUCACAACAGCGUGCUAUGGCUGCAGUACAUUCCUCGGUUUACGGCGAUGGAAAAUGUGAUAAAAAAAUUUAAUUAAAAAAAAUCACAAUUUAUUUUGUCAACAAAGUUUAUCUUCCAGUUCACAUAGGCUGUCAUUACUUCAUGUUUUGUUUUUAACGUGGCAGAUGUUGUAGGCCACAAAAGAGAGGGUACACCUAGAUUGAUUGCAAUACUCAAGUUUAAUGAUUUUGCCUUAAAAUAUCCCUCAUAAAGGUGUGUAGGGUGGGGGUUGGCUAAACAAAGAGUUUUAACUCAUUCAACAGAACUUGUAAUCACAUUUAUCAACAUUUUACUUUUUAUAAAAUGAAUAACCAUGCAAAUUAUUUUACUGCAGAGUGAAUGAUGUUAAAAUAUAAACUACAUCUCUGAGCGGGACAUCUUUGCCUUCAUUAUAUUUGGGCUUUUAAUAGAAGAAUUGAGAGCUGUGGACCUGUUAAAUCGUGUGUGUGUGUGUGUGUGUGUGUGUGUGUGUGUGUGUGUGUGUGUGUGUGUGUGCGCUCGUGUAUUGAUGAAAACCACAGUAUGGCAGACAACAGGCUUUUGUCAUUUGUACAAAGGAGGCAAAAGCCCCUGCAGUGUUCCCCUGGAUAUACAUCUGAUGAAGAUUGCAUUUGUUGAAAGCACAGGCCAAAACUUCAGUAAGAGGCAUUGCUCCCUAGAGAGAGAAGUGCUUCUUUAUUACAAACAUGCCCUUGCUGCCAUUCACUGGUCCUGUUGCUUGACCAGAGAGAUUUGGCUAGCACUGUGACAGUACCAGUGCCAAAAUAUUCAUGUCACUUAAAUGACUGCUUCCUUGCUGGUUGCAAAUUUUGUUGACUAUCUCUGAAUAUAUUUUAAAAAGUAUAAUCUUAAUAAACAGUAGUAUUUACAUUGCUUAGGUGAUUGGGACAGUUCUAACAGGAAGAGAGCCAACAGGUUUGUAAAGGCUUUCCUAGGUUACAAAGGUAAAGCUUUAGUUGUACAGUUUUAUGCAAAUGUGAUUAUGCUGUAUAUAGUAUGUAUUUGUUUCUUGAAAAUUAGUUAUGAAUGUACCUGUUCUAUUAGCAUAUAAUAGCAUUCAGCCUGAUUAAAAAUUUUUUAGAUGUUUUACUUUAAGAAACUCUGUAUUUUUAAGUAAAACUUGUUGCAGUUUUAAAUACAGAAAUUCACAAGGUGGCUGUGGUCACGUCGUAAAAUAUAGGGAAAAAUGACAUAUAGUUUUAUAGUGUGUCCUACCUCAGUACUUCUGUCCUGAUGAAUGAAUCUCUGUUAGCUGAAAUAAGUAGGUCAUCAUUUGGUGUAGAGUGCCUAUCAGCUAUGUAACAGAAUAGAUCAUUGCACACGUGCAUUCAAACUGACUUAAAUGGAAAUUGUAUGAAGCUGCAGAUUUUAAACUGUAUGUGCAUCAUCAUUCAUGUAUUUUUUCAGUUUAGAUUUUGUGAUAAAUUAUUUCUACAGUAUUUGUGCAUACACAAGUAUUCAUGAUUAUCAGACUGUAACUGAUAAUGAUCGUUUUACAUCGUACUAGUGUCUACACUAUUGAGAACUGUAUGUAACACUAAGAAAAAUGUUUAUUGUUACUGUUGCCAAAAUGUUUAAGUAAAUUUUUUUUUUAUCAAAAUUU
Messenger RNA from Protopterus annectens (West African lungfish), 2442 nucleotides. RefSeq names its product mal, T cell differentiation protein 2 (gene MAL2). The record is from RefSeq and is a predicted model, not a curated record. Gene Ontology annotation, biological process: myelination. The transcript is spliced from 4 exons. Gene Ontology annotation, cellular component: membrane. Gene Ontology annotation, molecular function: structural constituent of myelin sheath. Lineage: Eukaryota; Metazoa; Chordata; Ceratodontiformes; Protopteridae. The coding region runs from base 344 to 859 and encodes 171 amino acids.